AUGCACCAUGUAGAUUCCGAUGGUGUUAACCCUUCACAAGCUUCAACGAUUAAAUUACUAACUAUUGAUUCAUUUCAUGAUUCACAAUCCAAAGAUGAAGAAGAAUUGGCUCGCAUUCAAGCUGAAGAAGAGAUCGAAAAGGCUCGAAGGACAGCUCUUAAAGAUUUGGCCUCAAAACAAGUUGAAAAGGCCGCAAAGAAACGCAAGAAAGUUAUUUAA
Molecule: messenger RNA, 219 nt
Organism: Funneliformis caledonium
Lineage: Eukaryota; Fungi; Glomeromycota; Glomeromycetes; Glomerales; Glomeraceae
Source: the annotation of a GenBank genome assembly